Molecule: messenger RNA, 2793 nt
Organism: Prorocentrum cordatum
Lineage: Eukaryota; Dinophyceae; Prorocentrales; Prorocentraceae
Source: the annotation of a GenBank genome assembly
AUGAGUGCAGACAAUCAGGGCGCUUUCUGCGGGCCCCGAAUCUGCGAUGUGGGUAGCCGGGGCAUCAUCAAAUUGCCUUGGGGCGGUGACGACGAGCAAGAGUGGCCGGAUGGUGUGCGAGCCCCCCUCUAUUUCAUCGCUUUGGUGUGGUGUUUCUUGGGCGUGGCGCUCAUCUCGGACGUCUUCAUGGGCGCUAUAGAGCACAUCACGUCGAAGAGGGUGCGGAAGUUCUCAGCACAGCGGGGUCGCUACGUCACCGAGAUGGUGUGGAACCCCACUGUGGCGAAUUUGACUCUUAUGGCGCUAGGUUCCUCCGCGCCCGAGAUACUGCUGAGUGUCAUUGAGCUGUUGGGCAACGAUUUCUACAGCGGCGACAUGGGUCCUUUCACCAUCGUAGGGAGCGCUGCCUUCAACCUCUUCGUGAUCAUCGCCGUCUGCGUAAUGUCGAUACCUGACGACGAUCUGCGGAGCAUCAAGGAGAUGCCUGUGUACUUCACCACCGCAAUCUGGUCCUUGUUCGCUUACGGGUGGCUGCUCGUGAUCCUGGAGGGGUCGUCGCAGAACGUCGUCGAGCCCUGGGAGGGGAUGCUGACCCUGGGCUUCAUGCCGGUGCUGGUCUUGAUGGCUUUUCUGGCGGACAAGGGGUACAUAUUCAGCAUGUGUUCUGAUGCGGGGAGCGCCGAAAAAGGUGUCGUGGCAGAGUGCAUGUCCAAGGACGAGUUGGCCGAAGCCGUUGCUAAGAUGCGGCAGGAAUACGAGACGGCGGGUGCCAAGCCUCUCUCGGACAAGGUCUUGGCCAAGCUCAUCGACCAUGAAUAUUCUCAGGGUCAUAGUCGUGCGCACUACCGUGUGGGAGCGAUCCGUGCCAUCACUGGAGGAAAGCGCGUAGGACCCAAACGUAGCGCCACUCUGAUUGGACGAGCACUCGAGCGCAGAUUGAAAAAAGUGGCGCCUGAACCAGAAGGGCAGAAGAAAGACGGCCAGGUCAUGGACUUGGUAGACGAAGGGGCAGCGAAGAAAACCAUUAUCCAGUUCGCUGCUCUCAGUUAUGCUAUGGUCGAGAACCUUGGUCCCCGCGAGGUAUUCGUGGAACGGAGUGGCAACCUUGACAAGAAGGUUCGGGUCAAAUUCAGCACCCGCGAGGGGACGGCGAAGGCGUGCGAAGACUACGUACAUCAAAGCGGUGAACUUAUCUUCGAUAUAGGCGUCGAGUCGCUCUCCAUCAAGCUCGAAAUCGUCGAUGACACUGCGUUCGAGAAUAACGAGGAGUUCUUCGUCGACCUUCGGGACCCUGACAUUAUUGAUGCCGAUGGGAAGAUCCUUAGCGCCGAUGCUUGCGGAGGAUACAGAGCGGAGAUAGGCGAGAAGGCCACCACGACUAUAGUGAUCAUCGACGACGACUUGCCCGGACAGCUUCGUUUCAAGGGCGAUCAGAAGGGGAAUGACAAUAUCACCAUCAAGGAUGGCCCCGAGGAUUUCACAGUGAAUUUGCGCGUCGAGCGCAGCAACGGUUGCGCUGGCCAGGUGAUGUGUAAAUAUAAGACCGAGGACGCGUCCGCGAAGGCGGGGAUUGACUACGUGGCGACGGAAGGGACGCUCGUGUUCGAGAACGGAAUAAUACAACAGACCAUCCCGUGCAUCAUCAAGGGUUCAGCCCGCUACGAACGCAAGGAGGUAUUCCGCGUGGUCCUCUCGGACGUGGAGGGCGGCGCCACGUUCGAUCCUGAGUGCGACGGGAGCCAGGACAAUUGCUGCAUAUUGUCAGUCAUCAUCGAGUGCAGCGGGGGAAAGGCCAAGGAGCGCGUCGACUACGUCUGGCACAAGCUUCAGCGAAGGUGGGACAAGUCUCGGCUCGGACACACCAGUUGGAAGGAACAGUUCAUUGGAGCGUUGUAUGUGAAUGGUUCGUCGCCGGAGGAGCACAAUCUGGGAAGUCAGAACCCCAACGAGCUCAUUUCUCCGACGCAUUCGGAUACGUCUUCGAUGUCGUCACUGUCGCUAGAGGUGGCAGAGGAGCCCAGCUUGUCAGACUACGUCAUGCACAUCAUCACGCUUCCCUGGAAGCUGCUCUUCGCUUUCGUGCCGCCAACCGAGUACUGCGGUGGCUGGCUCUGCUUCGUGUGCUCACUGGGAAUGAUCGCGCUCAUCACCGCCCUCAUCGGUGACCUGGCCGCACUGUUUGGCUGUGUGCUUGGUGUUCCGGAUGAGGUCACCGCGAUCACAUUCGUUGCGCUUGGUACUUCUCUGCCCGACCUCUUCGCGUCAAGAACGGCAGCGGUGCAAGAUCCCACUGCCGACGCGUCGGUUGGCAACGUCACAGGCAGCAACUCUGUCAAUGUCUUUCUCGGGCUGGGCCUGCCAUGGACGAUGGGUUCGCUCUACUGGUCUUGGACAGAGCCCGAUGCCGCGUGGAUCGAGAAGUUCGCACCACCAGCGGGCAUCGAGUCCCUGGUCCCGAUCCCGCCGCGCUUCCGCGGCGGAGCCUUCGUUGUCAGGUCGGGCGCGCUCGCCCCCAGCGUCGCCGUGUUCACCUGCUGCGCCCUGGGGCCAUGGGCCUGCUCUACCUGCGCCGGCGGCGCUUGGGCGGCGAGCUGGGCGGGCCGAGGCACGACAAGGUGCUGUCCGCCGGCGCCCUCGUCUGCCUGUGGGUGGUGUUCGUGGCCCUGUGCUCCCACUUCGCCCUGGACCAGCGGCUCUGCGACUGAGGCGCCGGGGCCGCCACGAGGCUCGCUCUUCGCCCCCCCCCGGAGCGGUGGCGUGCCCCGGCGAGGGGCCCUCCCCCGCGGAAGCUAG